Anguilla rostrata (American eel) is the source of this 5439-nucleotide messenger RNA. Its product is annotated as cGMP-inhibited 3',5'-cyclic phosphodiesterase 3B-like. The coding region runs from base 527 to 3841 and encodes 1104 amino acids. Gene Ontology annotation, molecular function: protein kinase B binding; calmodulin-activated 3',5'-cyclic-GMP phosphodiesterase activity. The record is from RefSeq and is a predicted model, not a curated record. Gene Ontology annotation, biological process: signal transduction. NCBI's taxonomy places the organism in Eukaryota, Metazoa, Chordata, Actinopteri, Anguilliformes, Anguillidae. The transcript is spliced from 16 exons. Gene Ontology annotation, cellular component: membrane.
AAGCAGACUCUCCUAUCCAUAGCAACUGACAAAAAAAGUUUAUUUGACUAUUUACAGGCGUAAGUCUCCGCGGCUAAUUUAUUAAUGGGGCAAAAGAGCGUCCUUGUUUUCGAGUAAUCGAUUUCAGAAGCAAAUAUACGCAUUCCAUGUAGUUUUCGUGGAAUUAAUUUAGAAUAUUAAUAGUUAGCCGUGUGUAGCUAUUGUUAAAGGAAGUAAAUUCCCACAGUCCUGCACAGAUUCAAGUCUCAAAACUGGAGUAGCGUGCGGCUUUCUGCUGGCUAUACUGCAGCGCGCGCUCCGUGGAUUGUUGCUCGUGGUUUUGCAGAUUGUCACAUCUAGGCGGCGACACAGAGUCCAUCCUCGGAAAAAAACAACAUUUCACCUCCUUUUCCUUUUACCCAAAAUGCUCGAGUACGUUUCAGUGACCAUGUCGCGCGUUUGCUGUCAUGAAAUAAUACAAAAAAUAGGCACGAAAAGAGGGGGGACGGGGACUUCUCGCGGAAUAUAAGGAUAUACAGCUAAAACCAUGGCUGUAACAGAAGAAGGAGAUGUGUUGCACAGUAAAAUCAGGCAGUACGAUGGGAUUGGCAGUGCAAACAGCUCAGAAACCUUCAGAAACGGCUAUGUGAAAAGCUGCGUCACCCCUUUAAAACAAGACCACCAAGGGGGCUUCUUAUUUAACAUUUGUAGGUUUUGCAGUGUGGAUUUAAUAGGUUUGAGACGAUUUCGGGCUUCGGCUCUUUACGUCGGCGCGUUCGCAGUUUUUGCCGUUUCUCUGCUGAUCUCCAGGAGCCUGCCAAGUGGACUUAGCUUUUUGGAUCUGCGGACACUGCUGGGCUUUUCACAAUCCAUCAGCCCCCUGUUCAGCAUAGGCUGUGCGUUCUUCUUUUUAACGUUUUACCUGCGGAGGAAUAAGAGGGAAAGUUACUGGUGCUGGCUGUUGUCGCUGCCAGCGUCGUGCUACUUGGGGGACUUCUUCGUCUUGCUGUUUUUGCAAUGGGGGGAAGACCAUCACCAGAUGCAGAUGGUGGGCAGACUGCUGUUUGUCCUGGGCUGCGUGGGCUUGCUGACAUUGGUCCCCACUUUGAAACUCAGACACAGUGUUGUGAUCCUGGUUUUCGCCAGUUUGGUGUGGCUGGUUUCCUUCACGAGCCUUGGCUGUCUGCCCCCGUACGCGAGACCCCUUUUGGCUUGCGUGGCGGGGGUAUCGGGCUGCCUCACGGGGCUCUGUUUCCAUAAUUAUUACCCCGCAAGGGACACGCCGCACAGGAUCCCUAACGCCGAGGAAAAGGUCCCUGUAAUUAGACCUAGGAGAAGGUCCAGUUGUGUGUCUUUGGGAGAAACGUCAACCAGUUAUUAUGGCAGUUGUAAACUGCCCCGGAGACCCUCCCUACCAUGCAUUUCCAGAGAACAGAUGAUUCUCUGGGACUGGGAUCUGAAGCAGUGGUACAAACCACAAUAUCAGGUCAGGUGCAGUCCAGGACGGGUGGACCUGUCGGUGGUGAACGAGGCGCGCACGCUGGUGUCGGAGCUGCUGGCGGACUCCUCCCUGGCCCCCCAGGUGACCUCCUCGCUGCGCAGCAUCAGCAGCCUGAUGGGGGCGUUUUCGGGGUCCUGCCGCCCCCGCGUCAACCCCUUCACCCCUUUCCCCGGCUUCUACCCCUGCACUGAGUCCGAGGACCCCGCGGAGAGGGGGGAGAGGAGGCCCCACAAGGGUAUGAACAGCAGUAGGAGCAGCCUGCCGACCCCCCAGCUAAGACGCAGCUCCGCCACCUCCACCCUCCCCCCCCUGGAGCUGGUGUCCUCCCGCUGGGAACGCAACAACGGGAAGAGACCGUACCCAGACCUCACCACUACCAGCCAAGGGCCUCCACCCAAUGGACCCAACACCAACCUGCUGACCAUUCCCAAGCAGAGGUCAUCAUCUGUGACCCUGACCUAUCACAUGGUGCCCAGGAGAGCAGGUGCCCCCCCCGGCCUGAGCCCGCUGAGCUCGCCCACCCACAGCUCCCCCGGCGCGGGCGCCAUGGCGACGGCGCGUUCCCCCGUGGAAUUCCCGGACACGGCGGACUUCCUCCGGAAGCCCAGCGUCAGCCUGCACAGGCCCGCGGGGUGCGCCCUCAGCGCCCCCGAUUUCCAGCCGCAGCUGCGCGCCCCCAGCGUCCCCGCCUGCAGCAGCUGUGGACGUCUGAUGCUGAAGAGUGUUCCAGGUGCUGACACAGGUGAGGCACAGCUGCUGCCAUAUACAGAGUUACAGCACAGGUACACAGGUGAGGGAGCAGAGUGUGUGGCCGAAGCUGCAGCCCUGGAGGACCACGCCCAGGAGGCACAGACACAGGGAGAGGCGUGUCCUGACUCAGGCGGGAGGGGGCCAGGGGACCCCGAAACACAGACCAGCCAAGAACAGAAGGGCUCGGAGAGAGAGAGCGGGCAGGACUUCACACUGGACCCCCAGCUGGAGGAGCACCAGGCCCUCAUGGAGAAGAUGGACACCUGGAACUUCCAGAUCUUCGACCUCGUGGACCAGACAGGCGGAAAGACAGGGAGGAUCCUCAGCUACGUGACCUACACGCUGUUCCAGGACAUGGGCCUGUUCCAGCUCUUCAAGAUCCCAGUGCGGGAGUUCAUGGCCUUCUUCUGUGCCCUGGAGAGUGGCUAUCGGGACAUUCCCUAUCAUAACCGGGUGCACGCCACGGACGUCCUCCACGCCGUCUGGUACCUGACCACGCGGCCAAUCCCCGGGUUCCAGCAGAUCCACAGCGAACACACGACAGGAAGUGACACAGACUCGGACAGCGGGAUUUCUCCGGGACGGGUGGCGUACUCGUCCUCUAAGACCUGCUCCAUCAUGGACGACAGCUACGGCUGCCUGGCCUGGAACGUCCCGGCCCUGGAGCUCAUGGCGCUGUUCGUAGCAGCCGCCAUGCACGACUACGACCACCCCGGCCGCACCAACGCUUUCCUGGUCGCCACGAACGCUCCUCAGGCGGUGCUGUACAAUGACCGCUCGGUUCUGGAGAACCACCACGCGGCCUCAGCCUGGAACCUGUACCUGUCCCGGCCCGAAUUCGGCUUCCUCAACAACCUGGACCACGUGGAGUUCAAACGCUUUCGCUUCCUGGUCAUCGAGGCCAUCCUCGCCACCGACCUGAAGAAGCAUUUCGACUUCUUGGCCGAGUUCAACUCCAAGGUCAACGAUGUAAACAGUCCUGGCAUCGACUGGACCAAUGAGAACGACCGGCUGCUGGUGUGCCAAGUGUGCAUUAAGCUGGCGGACAUCAACGGGCCCGCCAAGGCGCGGGAACUUCACCUCAAGUGGACGGAGGGCAUCGUCAACGAAUUUUACGAGCAGGGCGACGAGGAGGCCAGUCUGGGAUUACCCAUCAGCCCCUUCAUGGAUCGCUCGUCCCCCCAGCUGGCCCGGCUGCAGGAGUCCUUCAUCACGCACAUCGUCGGCCCCCUCUGCAACUCGUACGACGCCGCCGGGCUGUUGCCGGGGCACUGGAUCGACGACGCGCGCUCCGAAGAUGACGAGGAGGAGGAGGAGGAAGAGGUGGACGGAGAGGAAGAGGAGAUUGAAACCGAGGAUGACGAGCUGGAGGAGGGGAUCCAACCAAAAAGGGGAAACCGCAGACGGCUGUUCUGCAACAUCAUGCAGCACCUGACCGAGAACCACAAGGUGUGGAAGAAGACCAUCGAGGAAGAGGAGAAGAGCAAAGAGGCGAACAAGCCGCAGCAGAGCCAGGCGCCGGCCGAGAGCCCCGCCCUGGCCGCGCCCUCCGACGACAUCCAGGUCAUCCAGGAGGAGGCCGAGGAGGAGGAGCAGCAGCAGCGUCCGUAGCGGGAGGAAGAGGAAGGGGCCGUGGCAGGAAGAUGGGCUUGGACACGGGCGGGGCGGGAUCUGACGAACGGGGGUGGGCAGGGGGAUGGCAAGGGAAACCCCCCCCCCCCCCCCCCCGUGCCCCCACAGCCCUGAACUGAAUCCCCACUCUCCUCACACGCGCACGUGCUGGGACGCCCCGCCCCGCCCCACACUAUGACUCCUCACUGUGCCGACCCCCCCACGCCCCACGCCCCACGCCCCCCACCCCACCCCCACCCCCACCCCCGCGUCUCCCGGUAAAAUAAAGGCCUUAUUACUGUGAGAAGACUCCCAUGCACUUUGACCCAAUGGAAGAAGGGAAGGAGAGAGCGGAGGAAAAAAAAAGGAGAGUACAGUAUACUGCAGAGGGGAGGAAGGGGUGGGCUCUCCCCGGUUUAGCGCCCCCUAGCUGCGACGCUGCCUUCAUGGAAGCAAAUGCCCGCUGAACUUUUCUGUGAGGUACUAUGAACGAUGAAAAAAAAAAAACUUUAUUUAUACAAAUAAUUAACCCCUUUGGAGAAAAAAAAAAAAAGACAGCAACACAGAAUGGAUUGUCACCAGACUUUAACCAAAGUGAACAGUUUUCAGACGUUGAAAGAUGAAGGUGUUUCUGGAGCUCGCUCAGGCUCAGUGUAGCAAAUAAAAAACUGAAAUAUAGGAGCAUAUAGAUUUCAAAGGUGCCUGUCUGACCACUGUACUGAGCUCUGGAGUCUGGCCUGUAUUGGCUGUGUUUCUGUCCCACCCCCCUGUGCCGUCCCGUCCCCCCCCCUAUCCCCAAUCCCUCACCCCCCCUGACCCCGCUGGGGACACUAAACACUGUAUCCUGGACUGUCCUUGGACGGUGCGCAAGUGCUGUGGUUGUACACUGAAAGGAGACGAUUCGCCGAUUCGUCCUUUUCCCACAAUGCCUAUCACUCGUUCGUACGUCCGGACCUGUUCGUUUCGUUUGGGGUUUCUCUCUCUCUCUCUCUCUCUCUGCGUGAUUUGUCUUUCUUUCUUUCAGGAACGCACAGCGGCCAAUUUAACUAAAGUUACUCCGUUAAAAAAGAAAAGAAAAAAAAGAAAAAACAGCCCGUUGUUGUGUACCACAAAGCAUAAAGAACAGGAAAACUGUUCCAACAAAGGGAUGUUGUUCCUUUUUUAAUUUUGAUAUAUAUAUUUUUUCACUGUUACUCAGGAUUCACAUUUAGAUUUAUAGUUUUUUUUGUGUUUUUUUUUUUUUUUUUUUUUGCAAGAGUUCAGCUCAUGAUGAAGUCAUAAUGAUUUCAGACACUCUUGUAAGUAAAAGAAAUCUAUAUAUCAGUGAUUGGAACCGUUUUUACUCCUUGUACGAACAAUGCGUUUUAGCAAUUAAAAGACACCUCUGCGAUCGAGUCGGACCUGUAGUGGGUUUCAUGUGAUUGGGUCAUGUGAUUGGGUCAUGUGAUUAGGCCCACGUUACGCACCUUCUGCACACCUGUGUUCAGGAUGCUGUCGAACUGCCUACGGAUUGGACAGGCAGAAAUGCCACUCAAGGUGUAGUGUCUGAAGAGGCAGCAACUCACGUGUUGAAUAAACAAGAUGACUCAAAUGCAAAA